Molecule: messenger RNA, 1434 nt
Organism: Lachancea fermentati
Lineage: Eukaryota; Fungi; Ascomycota; Saccharomycetes; Saccharomycetales; Saccharomycetaceae
Source: the annotation of a GenBank genome assembly
AUGACUGAGGAGCAGCGGCCGCACACAGGUUUAAAAGGUGCUAAAGUAACCAGCGAUAUACAGGAUCAGCUAUCCUUUACUGAUGCAAAUAAGACAAUUGGAGGCUAUAUAGAUGAGAACUCAUCUGUCGAUAACGAAGCAGUGAAACUCGAUAAACUUCCUCGAUUCUCGUCCACGAUUCAAAUGGAUAAACAUGAAAAUCAUGAAGCAACUAACAAAUUACUAGCUGUAAUUUCAAGCCCUGAAAAAGAAAUCAAGACGCCUGUCGAUUUCGAAUCUGACGAUGAUGAGUUUUUCUAUGGUGACUACAUUUCAAAUACCAAAACGACAGUUGAUGAGACGCAGAUAAUAAUAGACUCCAAAACGGGGAUGCGUGGUAGGGAAGCUGUAGAAGUAACUACCAACUCGAUCCAAGAACUUCGACACCCGCUGCAAACUCCUAAGGCCCACGAUAUAAUACGAGAUACUUCCGCGGGCAGAAAGAGAAGAAGAUCUGUUGACUCAUUAUCGGGAUCAACAAGCUCAAGAGAGAGCUCAUUAGAACGUAGUGAUACGUCUCCAGAACAUAAAAAACCUAGCUCGAUUAUCCAGAGGGAGGAACGACCUAUCAUUGUUGAGGAAGACACUGACGAAGAUGAGGAGUUUUUCAAAGAACUUGCCAGAGAAGCGAAGAAGUCUUCGAACACUACUAGAGAGCAAACGCCUGAAGCAGCCAGAAGAAUUUUUAAUGUCAGAUUUCGGUCGCGCUUAGAGGGAAGUGUUGAUAAGAAAAUUAAUGUGAAAGUGAAGGGAAAGCACACUUUUACACAAAUUCUUCCUGCAGCCUUGAAAACGAUGAUCAAAGAAUAUUCAGUCCCGAAAGAACUACAAAGUAUGUAUGCCGCAGAUAAUAUUACUCUUUUUCGUGACGGGGUUAAAAUAUUAAAUUUUAUGAGUUGCAACUCUCUUCAAAUCCCACAAAGCUACGAGAAUGAAGUAAGCGAAGUACACUUAACUAUGGUUUUCAAAAAAGAUGAGCACUCCUAUGAGCAGGAAUACGAAAACACAAACUACGGUGGUCACGAAAUCACGAUUUUAAGCGGAGAGGCAUCUGCGGAGGAAGUAGAAGAGUUAACAAUUCCCGAAUACGAAAAGGACGUAAGUCAGGCACCUGGACGAAUAACAGCAAGUAAUGUAUACGAUGAUGAGGAAGAAAAUACUGAAAAUGAUGUCAUCAGAGUUGCACUUCUCGGCCAAGAUAAUAAGAAAGUGCAUGUUAACGUUAGAGGAACUACAAAAUUCUCGAAAAUUGCAGAGCAUUAUAAGCAAACGAAGGGACUUUCGUCUGCUAGUAAAUUAAGGCUUAUAUUCGACAAUGAACCUUUGGAUCUUGACGGAAAUGUCAUGGAUGCCGAUAUGGAGGAUGAGGACAUAAUAGAAGUAGUCAUUAGCUAG